Miscanthus lutarioriparius is the source of this 1257-nucleotide messenger RNA. NCBI's taxonomy places the organism in Eukaryota, Viridiplantae, Streptophyta, Magnoliopsida, Poales, Poaceae. The record is from the annotation of a GenBank genome assembly.
AUGGCCUCCGCCGCCGCCCUCUGCCGCCGCCCCUCCCUGCUGAGCCGCCGCCACCUCCUCGUCCGCCUCCUCUCCACCCAGACCCAGCUCGAUACCCCACCGACGCCCACCACCCCCGCCGACCUCUCCCGCCUCAAGUCCUCCAUCCGCGACGCCGCCACCUGCCCGGACGCGCUCGCUACCCUCUUCCUCUCGGGCCUCCCGCACCCGGCCUUCCUCGCCGACCGCCCGCUCUUCGCGCUCUCCGUGCACCGCCUCGCCUCCGCGGGCCGCCGCGACCUCGUCGCCUCCGUCCUCUCCUCCUCCCUCACCGCCCUCCCCAGCCCGCACCCCUCCGAGGGCUUCCUCCUCCGCCUCAUCUCCCUCUACUCCGCCGCCGGCAUGCCCGACCACUCCCUCACCGUCUUCCGCCUCGUCAACCCGCCCUCCGACCGCGCCCUCUCCGCGCUCCUCUCCGCCUACCACGACAACCGCCUCUACGACCGCGCCGUCCGGGCCUUCAACACCCUCCCCACCGAGCUCGGCAUCAAGCCGGGACUCGUCUCCCACAACGUCCUCCUCAAGGCCCUCGUCGCCAGCGGGGACGUCGCAGCCGCCCGCACCGUGUUCGACGAAAUGCCUGACACCGCUAGCGUCCAGCCGGACAUCGUCUCCUGCAACGAGAUCCUCAAGGGCUACCUCAACGCCGGCGACGAUGCUGCCUUCGACCAUCUAGUCAAGGAGAUCACUGACCCCAAGAGGCGGCUCAAGCCCAAUGUCGGGACCUACAACCUCCGGAUGGCCCUGCUGUGCUCCAAAGGCAGGAGCUUUGAAGCUGAAGAGCUGCUGGAUGCCAUGGGGGCAAAUGGCGUCCCGCCCAACCGCGCGAGCUUCAACACGGUCAUCAAGGGGCUCUGCAACGAGGGGGAGGUGGGUGCUGCCAUGGCUCUCUUCAAGAGGAUGCCGGAGGUGCCCAGGCAGAACGGCAAAGGGGUCUCCCCCAACUUCGAGACCUACAUCAUGCUGCUCGAGGCCCUUGUCAACAAGAAUUUGUUUGAUCCUGCUCUGGAGAUCUGCAAGGAGUGCCUGCACAACAAGUGGGCGCCGCCGUUCCAAGCUGUCAAAGGUUUGGUUCAGGGUUUGCUCAAGAGCAGGAAGGCCAAGCACGCAAGGGAGGUUCUCAUGGCCAUGAGAAAGGCUGUCAAGGGUGACGCCAAACAGGAGUGGAUCAAGGUUGAGGCUCAGUUCCCGAUGUUGCUCGCUGACAAGAAAGCCUAA